This is a messenger RNA of Hipposideros armiger (great roundleaf bat), 1709 nucleotides long. It is a transcript of the gene SLC18A1, whose product is annotated as solute carrier family 18 member A1. The annotation marks the transcript as partial. Gene Ontology annotation, molecular function: serotonin:sodium:chloride symporter activity. Gene Ontology annotation, biological process: aminergic neurotransmitter loading into synaptic vesicle; transmembrane transport. NCBI's taxonomy places the organism in Eukaryota, Metazoa, Chordata, Mammalia, Chiroptera, Hipposideridae. The transcript is spliced from 11 exons. The record is from RefSeq and is a predicted model, not a curated record. Gene Ontology annotation, cellular component: terminal bouton; synaptic vesicle membrane.
CUCUCAGGACUUGGGAUGCUGGCAAGCGUCUACACUGAUGACGACGAGAGAGGCCGUGCCAUGGGUAUUGCCUUGGGGGGCCUCGCUUUGGGAGUGCUGGUGGGAGCUCCCUUCGGAAGUGUGAUGUAUGUGUUUGUUGGGAAGUCAUCACCCUUCCUCAUCUUGGCCUUCUUGGCACUACUGGAUGGAGCACUCCAACUUUGUAUCCUACAACCUUCCAAAUUCUCUCCUGAGAGUGCCAAGGGGACUCCGCUGCUUACACUCCUCAGAGACCCUUAUAUCCUGGUGGCUGCAGGCUCCCUCUGCUUUGCCAACAUGGGAGUGGCCAUGCUGGAGCCCACACUGCCCAUCUGGAUGCUGCAGACCAUGUGCUCCCCUGAGUGGCAGCUGGGUCUAGCUUUCCUGCCUGCCAGCGUGUCCUAUCUCAUUGGCACCAACCUCUUUGGUGUGUUGGCCAACAAAAUGGGUCGGUGGCUGUGCUCCCUGAUUGGCAUGGUGGUAGUAGGUACCAGCUUGCUUUGUGUUCCUCUGGCUCAUAAUAUUUUUGGCCUCAUUGGCCCCAAUGCAGGACUUGGCUUUGCCAUAGGCAUGGUGGAUUCCUCUAUGAUGCCCAUCAUGGGACACCUGGUGGACCUGCGCCACACUUCCGUGUAUGGGAGCGUCUACGCCAUUGCCGAUGUGGCCUUCUGCAUGGGCUUUGCUGUAGGCCCAUCCACUGGGGGUGCCAUUGUGCGUGCCAUCGGCUUCCCCUGGCUCAUGGUCAUCAUCGGGGUCGUGAACAUCACCUAUGCUCCUCUCUGCUACUACCUGAGGAGCCCACCAGCCAAGGAGGAGAAGCUUGCAAUCCUGGGCCAGGACUGCCCCAUGGAGACCCGGAUGCACGCAGCCCAGCAGUCCACGAGGGCGUUUCCUCUGGGCGAGGACAGCGAUGAGGAGCCUGGCAGUGAGGAGUAGCAGAGCAGGUGGCCCCUGAGCCUGUCACAUGUAGCUCCAUGCGGCUCUGACUUCAAUGACCACCUCUUUCCCUGGAAGCAGCUCGCCAGGGGCCACUCAGCAGGCUUCACUUCCCUCUUCUGUGGGUGUCUCUUUUCCUUCCACAGGUGCCAUCUCAGGUUCUCUCCCCACCUGUGUAACCCGCAGCUCUCCCUCUAUGCUUUGAUGCCCUCAGGAGGCCCAUCUUUGUGGGAAUACAGAGUGAUACUUUUUUUCCAGCUUCUGGGAGGCUGAUUAAACUUGAGCUGUGACAGGUUCUGCAAGGAGUGACUCAUUUCCUGGAGGCGGCACAGGAUGCCCCUGAAACCAGUGGGGUGACUGACAAACCUCCUUUCAUCUGUUAUCUGAUUUUCUUUGGCACAUUCCCAACCAACUAUCGGGGUUUUGUGCUCUGUUCUCAAUACAGUCCUCCCUGAGUUUUCCCAGCUGAGUUGAGAAAGCAUCCUCAACGUUGUACUGCUGCCAAAUUGCCAAUUUGGGAAAUCUUUUGCCUGGUGUUUUUAAGCUGAGUGUUUUUUCUGUGGCAAAACCUACAGCCACUAAUGUGACUGCCCUCAGUGAGUGGGAGGCCUCCUCUUUUCUUCAUUACCAAACGGAAGGGAAAGAGCCCGUUUCUCUUAUGCUUGAGUUACUGGCAUUCUCACUAUGUCCCCUGUGGGUCUCUACCUUUCCUAAACCUGUUAGACUCUAAGAAAUAAAAGAGGACAGAGAAAACA